AUGUUAAGUGAACAAGACAUGAACCAAGCUUCUUAUACUUAUCCUGAUCCUCCUGAAGGUGAGCCCGAGAAAUACUUUGCAUAUCAUACCCUUUCUGGUUUUCUUCAAGCAAAAUCAGAGCAAUUUGAAAAUAAUGCCAGUGUGGAAUUUCAACUUGACGAUGAUACAUGGAAAUCCUUAGGUUACGGUCAAUUAGACUGGCUUACUUCCAGACUGGCUUAUACUCUCUACAAGACAAUGCAAGAACAAUCCCAUUUUGUGCUGACCAAAGAUAUCACUGUGGGUAUCAUGCAUUCACACUGUGUGGAUUUUUUUUUUGCUUUAAAUUCCGCAGAAGCCGCAGAGAGCUUAAUUGGCAUGACUCAAACCAAGGUCGUAUUUGCUGGUCAUUUGUAUGCUGAUUUGAUUUCAAGUGUGCCUGUUUAUCCCUUUCCUAUUUUGGAUCACUCAGCCUUACUUGAACCUACGACACAGGAACAAGAAAUGGCCAUGAUGGAGAAAUUCAAGGUCCAUACAGCAGACGAGUUAGGAAACACGGGCGUCAUUGUUCAUAGUUCAGGAACAACUGCUUUUCCAAAGCCUGUUCAUUUAAACAACAGAUACAUGUUGUUUAUCUGUCAAGCUGUCAUUGUCAAUCACCAAUCAAGAAAUCAUCUCGGUGUGUGUCCUACAGAAAAGUCUAAAAAUAUGUGCAUUUUUCCCAUUUUUCAUGCAGGAGGUGUGAUCAAUGUGUUUCGCUUCUUUAUUGUUGGAGGAUGCCACUCUUAUUUGAAUCAUUAUUCUGCUUCUUCUAAAGCCAUAGUUAAGUAUAUCAAGCAGGAAAAAGAAGUAGCAGUGACUGCGCCUCUUUGGAUUUUAGAGAAACUUGCUGUGUAUAAGAAGGAAACAAACGAUAUUGAAUCUUUUCAAAAGAAUGUGAUUUUCUUUGAAACUGGAGGCUGUGUCAUUCCACCUUAUUUGUUUCAAUAUUAUAAGAAACACAACUUGAAACUUGGCACUAUUUAUGGCAUGCCUGAAUGCCUAUUUUUGAUGGUGAUCAAUUUCGAUGUCGAUGAGCAUGAUGACGAUGUACUCUUCCUGGUAGCUUCUCAAAGAAAGUAUUGUUAUAUGGAACCUUUUGAUGAUCAAAGAGUUCAAUCAAUUGUUAAGGCGAACUGUCCUUACCUUGCCACGGGUGUUUCAAACAGAGAAAAUGGAGAUUAUGCUACUAAGGAUCUGUUCUAUAAGAGCAAAUAUCCAUAUGGGUUUUGUUAUAGUGGAAGAGCAGACGAUACUCUGAUCAUGGCCAAUGGUGAAAAGACAAACCCUGUGCCUAUGGAAUUAGCCAUUCGAGAAAGUCCAUUUGUUUCUCAAUGUGUUGUCUUUGGCCACAACGAGACAUUUACAGGUCUCUUAGUUGAAGUGGGUCAAGAGUUUGCCAAAGGAUACGAUAAACAAACGAUUUUGGACUCAGGUAAAUUGAGCCAUGAUAUGGUUCUGCCUGAAAUGACUGCAAUUCUUCCCGCUGAUCGUCAUUUGCCUGUGACCGAUAAAGGCUCGGUUUCUCGCUCCAAGGUAGACACUCAGUUCAAAGAUGUCAUUGAGACAUUGUACUCGCAUCUGUUUGACAGUAAGGCAGCACCUUUGAAUGCUAAGGACUUUUCCAAAGAUGCAUUUGUGACUAGUGUAUGCGGUUGGGUUGCUGACUUGCUCAACACUCGCAUGGAAUCAAUUGAUAUAGAAAGAUCUUUGUUUGAUCAAGGGUUUACUUCAUUAACAGCUAUUCAGUUAAGAAAAAAGAUGGUGCAAGGAGUUACUUUUGUACCUCAAGAAUUUAUUUAUGAGCAUACCUCUAUCUCAAGCAUGAUUGAUGCCGUCGUUGGUAAGAAGAUUGAAAAAACCGAUACCUUUAAGACAACCAAGACUAUCCUUGACAGAUUUAUCGAGCGCGCUAACAAGGACAUACCCAAACAAGGAAAGAGACAUGUUGUACUUUUGACAGGAGCUACUGGACCUUUGGGCGCUUUCUUGUUGCAUGAUUUAUUACUAAAUACAGGCUAA
Messenger RNA from Gilbertella persicaria, 2040 nucleotides. RefSeq lists its product as uncharacterized. Gene Ontology annotation, biological process: fatty acid metabolic process. The record is from RefSeq and is a predicted model, not a curated record. NCBI's taxonomy places the organism in Eukaryota, Fungi, Mucoromycota, Mucoromycetes, Mucorales, Choanephoraceae. Bases 1 to 2040 code for a protein of 679 amino acids. The transcript is spliced from 8 exons. Gene Ontology annotation, molecular function: medium-chain fatty acid-CoA ligase activity; phosphopantetheine binding.